AUGAAGCUUCAAAUUCGAGAUAAGGAAGCAGAAAGAGAUCAUGUCGACCGUGGUGACCCACUAAAUGUGUUUGAUAUUGCUGCUGAAGAUGAUGAUACAGAGGGUAACCAACUUUAUCAAUGGAUAAGACCUCUUCAUGUAGAUGAUGAUGAAGGCUACCUAGCUCUAAGAGUUGCUGAAGAAGAACGUAAUGAAGGGAUAAAUGUAGAAAGAGUAUUAGAGGAGGAGGUGGGAUCUAGCAGCAUUGACUCUUUGGAAGAACUUUUGCGCCCAAGACCAAGAAAUAGAGGAAUUCCUCCUUCUUCCAAUCCUACACAACCACAAGAUCCUGCUGAUACUAAUGAUAGCUCUAGUACAAGAUCAGGAGACUCGCCUACCACUGGAGGUGGGAAUGAUGAAGGAUAUAGUGGAGCUGGAGGUAGUGGUGGAUAUGGAAACUACGUUGGACCCCCUCCUGGAUUUAUGAGCCCCUUUACUGGUGAGGCAAACUUCACGCAUGCAACACAAGAUGAGGACCAUGGGAGUAGGCGGGGAGGACCAGGAAUUGGUGCCAUAGGGAAGGACUAUACUCGUAGAGAAAUAGGCAAGGCGAUUUUGUCAAGUCAAGAAGAUGAUUCGUUAUCUAUAACUUCAUACUUUAUUGGAGUGGGAAGUAGUAACUAUGAUUAUACUCAUAACCAACUAUUUCCCUACCCUUCAUAUCCCAUUCCUUUUGGGAAGGAAUCGAGCAGCUCAUGGAAAGAAUCUGAGACUCAAUCUUCAAAUGAUUUUGCUCAUGGACAACGUCAACCAAUCUCGGAUCCAUAUGGGUGA
This is a messenger RNA of Prunus armeniaca (apricot), 813 nucleotides long. Lineage: Eukaryota; Viridiplantae; Streptophyta; Magnoliopsida; Rosales; Rosaceae. The record is from the annotation of a GenBank genome assembly.